AACCCCCACCAGCCAAGGCGACUGAGCAGCUUCCACCACCUUCUCGACGCCCCAUCACGUACCUAGCUCUCGAUGUCAGUCGCCAGAGGGUGAAUGUGGUCGUACCUAUCUACUAUCUCCAGGCCCUGUGUCAAGGAACCCUCCGCAGCUUGGGGCCAUCUAACGAGCAUCAUCUCUCUCUCAUUCUGCUUCCUCACCCACCCCUCCCUCUGUCCAUAGCAACGCGUACUCUACCGCGAUGCCUUCUCCCACUGUCUUGGCGGACGAAGGUGUCAAGGCGGUGGCUGCCGGCAGGUAUGAAGAGGGCAUCGAGAAGCUGUCUGAAGCUCUGAAAGAGCGUCCCGCACCUCUCUGGCUGCUCGAGCGGUCCAAGGCCUACCUGCGAACCAACGACUUCGACCUCGCCCUAUACGACGCGGAGAAGGCUCUACGCGUAGCGUUCGAUCGUGCCAACCGUGACCUGAUGACGGAGGCUCAGCUUCGACGAGCUAUCGCCCUCUUUCGUCUCGGUCGCUACGCCGACGCCGAUAUCUGCGCUGCUUGGGUCACCAAGCUCGUAGACGGAUCCAGAGCCACCGUGGAUGACGGCCAGCAGAACAAGGUCGACGAAAAUGGAGACUAUACCGAGUCUGUCGCCAGCAUCACUGAAGAGGUCAAGCCCGAUGCCCGGGAUCGGCUGGCGACGGCCAUGACCGGCAACGGUGGGAGGUCCAAGGGGGUCUCGUUGAAGAACCAGGCAAUCUCGUGGAGACUCCAGGCGUUGACGAAGCUAGAGCAGCUCCCUGUGGGACACGCUGGCCGCAAGGUCAACAUCUCGGAAAAGUAUCCCCAGCCUGCCGCGGCUCCCCCGGCCCGUAAGGCUAAGAAGGAUGCAGAGCCUACGGACGGCGAUGGCGCUGGCGAUUCGAAGAGAGAGGAAGACGACACGUCUCGGGCAUCUGGCAGCACCCGCGACGCCUGGGAGAGACUCUGGAAGCAGUAUCGCGUUGUUCACGCGAAGAACAGCGUCCGAACCAGUUUCUACCAGAACGAUGCGACCCUCACCAUCGACUUCUUUGCUAAGAACGUCCCCGCGGAUCGCUUCGCCCUGCAGGCUGACUUUGAGAACCUUACUAUUGGCCCAAUACCCGCCAUCCACCCGGAUACUAUCCGCGUCCAUCUCUGGGGUCGGAUCAAGCCGGCCGAGACCAAGCAGACGAUCAAAUCGAUGAAGGUAGAACUAGUCCUGCAGAAAGAGACUCUCGGGAAAUGGCCGACCCUGCAGCGGGAUAGUGUUGACCUCCUAGACAAUAUCUCCGUCGGCACUGCCUCGCAGCCGUCUUUCCCCCAGUUCUCUGCAUUUAUCGCCCGUACUAGGUACAAGGCUCCCGAGGAGCUCGACCUGCCGGACUUUAGCCGAGAUCAGAACCUCUGGUACGGUGCCCUACUCGACAAGCUGCAGGCUGGCCUGGGAGAGCAGUCCAGCCCAUUAGCAUCCGCGGGGCUGUCAGCGAGCCCGAAUCCGGCAACCGAGGCCACAUUAGUUGCCCCAGAUCAGGAGAGGGCGACGCCGGGCAAAGACGAUCAUGUUCGCGCUAGUAAUCCUGUGCCUCUCUCUACCCCAUCCUCUGGGGGUGCCGGUCCCGCUAGUGCACCGGCCUACCCUACCUCUUCGAAGAAAGGGCCGGUGAACUGGGAUAAAUUCGAUGCCGGCGGCGACGUCGACGAGGACGAGAGCCAGAACGACGUCAACAAGUUCUUCCAGAAGCUCUACGAAGGGGCGGACGAAGACACGAAACGAGCCAUGAUGAAGAGCUAUGUCGAGAGCAACGGCACGUCGCUGAGCACCAGCUGGGCCGAGGCCAAGGACAAGACGUACAAGACCCAACCGCCCGACGGUGCCGAAGCUAAGAGGUGGGAUGAGUGAAACGGUUUAAUGGUCUACUAACCCACACCGAGAUUUCUCAGGUGCGAUAGUGUGUAGUCUGACUCUCGUGGCUGUUGUAAUCCCUCCUCCCUAGUCAAUACUUGAAAAAAGAAAAAAAAAAGGUGUUUAGGCACGGAAAGGAUAACGGCGGUACGUGCGGCGUUAUGAUACCAAAAAUGCUAUACCAAACCUUCAGAAAUUCGUUAUAGGUGCACUCUCUAUUGACUUU
Durotheca rogersii is the source of this 2135-nucleotide messenger RNA. RefSeq names its product SGS-domain-containing protein. Gene Ontology annotation, molecular function: protein-folding chaperone binding. Gene Ontology annotation, biological process: protein stabilization. The transcript has 3 exons. NCBI's taxonomy places the organism in Eukaryota, Fungi, Ascomycota, Sordariomycetes, Xylariales, Xylariaceae. The record is from RefSeq and is a predicted model, not a curated record. The coding region runs from base 239 to 1906 and encodes 555 amino acids.